AUGGACCACGAUACAGCUGCCGCCUUUCAGCGCUUAAAGGAGGCCGAUCCAAGCAACCGGCGCUGUCUUGAGUGCGACACUCCGGAGCCACAAUGGUGCGCACUGUCGUACGGCGCAUUCGUGUGCCUCAACUGCUCCAGCAUUCACAGGAGCUUGGGGGUGCAUCUCAGCUUUGUUAGGAGCAGCACGAUGGAUGCUUGGCAGCCACUGCAAGUGAAAAUGAUGGAGGUUGGCGGCAAUGCCAAGUGCAAGAACUUCUUCGUCGAAUACGGAGUGUGGGAUAUGCCCCCGAAGGAGCGGUAUGCUACGAAGGCGGCUGCUUAUUACAGAGCGUUGCUGCGAUCUGCUGCUGAACCAUCAAUCACUGCGCCUCCUCUGCCGCUGAAGCGUGAGGAAGCAGCGGAGCCGGAGGUUACCAUUUCUUCGUCUCCGUCCUACUCCUCGAUUCGCUCUCUUGGAUCGAACCUCCUGAACGAGCAGCAGGCACAGCGGGAGGAGGGGCAGCAGGGAGGAGACUCCGCGCAAGAAGAAGGCUUCAUGGCUACUUUGCAGCAGCAGGCAGUUGCUGCCUCCGCAGCUGCAGCUGCAGCGGCAGCAACUGUCAGCAACACUGGAGGGGCAGCGAUAGACUCUGCUCUUCAAAGCGUCACUUCCUUCGUCUCCGGUGCUCGAGAAUACACAGCCAAAACUUUUGAGGCAGCGGGAGAGUCAAACUUCGUUGAAAAGGCAAAGGGAGGACUACAGAGCGGAAGCGAGUGGAUCGCUCAGCAAGGCAAACGCAUCUCGUCAACCUUCAGUGAGUUUUUCCUCGAUUUUCGUCCGACAGAGGCCCGCCUGUCCUCUUUUUUCUGCCGCUCAGCUCUUGCCGCGCUGGCAAGUUCUCUUCCGAUUGAUUGUUCGAUUGAUGAGCAUUGCGACGCAGCCGGCUCAGACGCAAGUGCUGACGGUGGCUGUACCUCGUCGUCACCAAGGCUGUCGGAAGAGCAGCCACAGGAGGGGGAAGAGGGGCUGCAAUCGCAGCAGCGCAGCGGCAGCGGAGUGCUGGAUUCAAUGCGCGACUUCACCCGCCGCUCACUCUCCAACGUUUCCCAGGUCGUCCGUAGCAGCAACAGCGGCGUCGGUGAGGGCGGGGGUGUCUUGGAGAAGGCAAGAGAAGGUUUAAGCUCGCUGACGGCUGUGGCGACGGGUUGGCUGCAACCUGCCGAGACUCCGUCUCCAGAAAGCAGUAAGACAGACACCCGGUGA
Molecule: messenger RNA, 1245 nt
Organism: Cyclospora cayetanensis
Lineage: Eukaryota; Apicomplexa; Conoidasida; Eucoccidiorida; Eimeriidae
Product: ADP-ribosylation factor GTPase-activating protein AGD7
Biological process (GO): COPI coating of Golgi vesicle
Molecular function (GO): GTPase activator activity
Source: RefSeq, a predicted model, not a curated record